This is a messenger RNA of Elgaria multicarinata webbii, 3157 nucleotides long. It is a transcript of the gene ST6GALNAC6, whose product is annotated as ST6 N-acetylgalactosaminide alpha-2,6-sialyltransferase 6. Gene Ontology annotation, biological process: oligosaccharide metabolic process; ganglioside biosynthetic process. Lineage: Eukaryota; Metazoa; Chordata; Lepidosauria; Squamata; Anguidae. The transcript is spliced from 7 exons. The record is from RefSeq and is a predicted model, not a curated record. The coding region runs from base 458 to 1348 and encodes 296 amino acids. Gene Ontology annotation, molecular function: alpha-N-acetylgalactosaminide alpha-2,6-sialyltransferase activity.
GUGGGAUGUGGAAGUAAAACUGGUUACCAGCCUGGAAGGGGAGCUGUAGCCACCCGGCCUGCUGGGAUCUGGAACUAGCCGGGUGGCAUUGACAAUUCGAGAAGGUCUCUCGCUGGUUGCCUCUAGCUUUCGUUUUUUUCCACCCACCCUUUCCCUUCCUCCACUCCCUGGGUUUGGAGUGCCUGUCAGGAGGCAGCUUUCUAAGAGCAGGCCAAACGGAUGUAAGCCCUUCGGAGGUCAUGAUCUAUCCCGUAGGAAUGAUGUGAUAAGAAGGGAAGCAGAUAGCAGCUGGAUCAUGGAAAGAUGGUCCGGCACCCGGGACUGGCACCUUCUCAGGGCUCCCCACGAAGGGAAGGACCCACCGCAACCGUGCAUCCUGCUUUGCCCGCGUGAGACAUCCCGCCACGGUGCCCAUGUUAUGCUGAACAAGGCUCCAACCUAAAGCCCGGACAGCGAAAUGAAAAACCACAAGAGCCCACAUGCUGUUGUCCUUGUGGUCUUGUUUGGUCUGGUCAUGCUGCUAAUUAUUUACAACUCUAACAACCGGAAUGAGGUCUUCCAUUAUAACACCUUGAGAGCGAAACCCUCUCUGCCUUCCAGCCUCAAGAAGUGGGGGGUGAAAAAUGGAUACCUCCCCGUCUCUGGAAACAAGACUUUGGACCGCCACUGCCACCACUGCGCAAUCGUCACCAGUUCCAGCCACCUCCUCGGGAGCAAACUCGGGGCCACCAUUGACCGGUCGGAAUGCACCAUCCGCAUGAACGACGCUCCCACGACCGGCUACGCGGCGGACGUGGGUAACAAGACCACCUUCCGGGUGGUGGCCCAUUCGAGCAUCUUCCGGGUCCUGAAGAGACCGCAGGAGUUUGUCAACAAGACCCCGGAGACCGUCCUCAUCUUCUGGGGGCCGCCUGUGAGGAUGCAGAAGGUCUUGAUCAAGGUCAUCCAACGGGUCAGCGUGUCCUUCCCGAACAUGUCGGCCUUUGUGGCUUCCCCCAGCCGCAUGAAACAGUUUGACGACCUGUUCAGAAUGGAGACGGGAAAGGACAGAGUGUCCUCACGGUCGUGGCUGAGUACGGGCUGGUUUACCAUGGUGAUUGCUGUCGAGCUGUGUGACAGCGUCCACGUUUACGGGAUGGUCCCCCCGAACUACUGCACCCAGAAGCCUCAGCCUCACAAGAUGCCGUACCACUACUACGAGCCGAAGAGUCCCGACGAGUGCGCCACCUACAUCCACAACGAGCGGAGCCACAAAGGCAACCACCACCGCUUCAUCACGGAGAAACGGGUCUUUGGCAAAUGGGCCAGCCUCUACAACAUCACGUUCUCCCACCCGGACUGGGAUUAAGGCCUAAACGGGGGAGACGGCGACGAAGCCACACAAGUGCCAAUCCCGCUGGCUGGCGGGGCGGGGGAGUCGGGGCGGGGACACCUCUGUAGUGGACUUCCUUGGCCAACCGUUGGUUCAUCCGGGGCGGAGCUCUGGGUCUGUGAGGCGCCGUUUGUAAAUUUCCCACAAUCCAACACUCUGCGGAGGGCAUUGUGGGAAAUUCCCAGUGGUGGCUUCCCGCUGCCCUGAGGCUCGCCAGAGGGCGUUUUGCUGAGCGGCCCCUCAAAUCUUGGCUCGUACGCACAUCUCGGACCCCUUUCCAAGGCCCUGAAAGGCGAUUGGAGCACAAUGCAUCCCCUCUCCGCAGCACACGAAGAGCAUAAGCACACAAGACGCCCCCUGGGGGAUCUGCUGAAGCGUCCAGCAUCUCGCGCCCGCCAGUCAAAUGCUUUCUGGAAGCCCCCAAGCGGGGCAGAAAUGCAACGGGGCGCCCUCACGGGUUGCCUCCCGCCCUCUGCUCCCCUCCAGCAAUGGAGAUUCAGAAGCCACGUUGGCCGCAAGCGGAGGGAGGCAGCCUCCAGGCAGACCGUGAAUUUAUCUAACCCAACGGCAGCCCUCCUCCAGAGGUUGUUGGGCUCCAACUUCCAUCAGCCUCAGCUAAUGGUCGGGGAUAAUGGGAGUUGGUAGUCCAACAACAUCUAGAGCAGCCUUCCUCAACCUGGAGCGCUCCAGAUGUGUUGGACUGCACUUCCUGGGACAUUCUGGGAGUUGUAGUCCAACACAUCUGGAGCGCCCCAGGUUGAGGAAGGCUGAUCUAGAGGGUUCUCCACUUCUGCUUCCAAAGAACUUUUUUAAAAAGCACUGCCUCUAGCGGCAGCAUUCGAUAUUCAAAAGUGCCAACCGUCUCUUCCGUGGAAUUCCUAAAGGAUGGAUGAUCCUUCCUCUACCACAAAGCCAAAACGCUUGUGGGAGAAGUUGGGGUGCAGAAGGAAUGAUGGGGCGCCCGCAGUGCAAGCCUAUAUGUCUGCUCAAGAGUCAGCCCCAUGGAGUUCCCAGGCAGGGGCAAAUAUAGGGUUGCAGCAUUUAAAACGGUCAGCUGCUGUCCGGUCAGCGGACGCCCACUAAUGCUAGCCUGGUUCCAGCAAUCACAGCCCUACUCUUGUAGCAAAAAAACCCUACCCCCAAAUCUAAAAAUAAAUCAGUGAAAUUGUACCAGUCGGACACAUGCACUUUGAUCGCUGAGGGUCUCUCCACCCCUUUCCAAAAAGGUAUGUCACCCCUGGCAACGCAACAUCAAUCCUCCACACACACACACACCCAAAAAACCCAAAACGAAAAGCCCAUGUGAACAAACGCAGCAGCAAGAACCCAAAUCCCGUGACCCACGUGGACUGUGUUGAAGGUGCGUAAUUCAUUCUGAUCGUCCACUUUCGUCAAACGAAAGCAAAACUCAAAACACGCCGCUUCUGUUCUGAGCACAGGAUGUUCUGAAUGGAAUUCUCCGGCUGUCUCUGUGUGCAAAAGUGGGGAUUUAAGCCAACAAAGAACUCCAAACACCUCUCUGCCCACCGUCACAAGCUUUUUAAACAUUCAGCUCUUCUUCCAAAUUUGGUACUGGCCUCCUCCUUUGGAGCAAUGGUGAAUGUGACCCUCUCUUGCUUUGCAUCUCGUUUCAGGUGUCUUCUCUCUUCUUCUGAACUAUUUAAGCCAGAAUAAUUACCGCCAUGUGGUUGUCAUUUUGGCUAGGGUUGUAACAUUUAAUUGGUUAAUUAGUUUGAUUAACUGAAUUUAAAAAAUACUUUUAAUAAACUUUGAAUUGACUAAAAA